UCGGGGCUCCGCGUCUAGCUCGCGCCAGCGAGCAAAGGCAGCGGCUUUCGCGCUCGCGUCAUGCCGUCGCUGGCGGUGCUCACGCUCUUGGUCGCUGCGUCGAGACCCGCGCUCGUGGUCGGGACCCCGAACUGGGAGCUGGUUGACACGGCGCUGAGCGUGGCCGAGAGGAGCAUCGCUGCGAUAGGGCAACGCCGGCAGUACCUCUUCGACGACGUGUUCCUGGGGCUCAGAAUGGUCAUGGAUCAACUUCAGAUCGUUAUUCAUCGCCUGGAGACAUCGCACCCUGACGAGGACGCCGUGGGCUCUAGAAGUUCACCAGAAAGUGUCUUGUGGAGGCGAGCACUCGUCCGAAGCAAAGCGCUGGUCAAUGCCACCUCUGAGCUCUUUGACUGGGGCAUCGUGAGGUAUCAAAAGGUUCAGGACCCUCUCCAUAUGAAGGUCAUGCUCCCCUUGGUACGACCCGGCAGUUGGAGCUUUGAUUUCCCGGAACUACACGUCAACAACUCCCUCGUAACCUCGCCGGGUCGGGAGAGGACCUUCUCGGAAGCGUUCUCGGACUCCUGCGUCUACCAGCUAACACGGACAAGGAGUCCGGAUGAAUGCAAAAUCAGCAAUCCCUGUUUCGACUUUAUGACCCAACCGCACACCAGCCACUACUGGCUAACCCACCAGGUGUUUUAUACCCUCAUCGGAAUCAAGAGCGAAUGCCGGGACCGUCUUUUAUCGCUACUCGCUGAGCAUCAGGGAGGUCUCAAAAGCUUCUUGAUCAAGACGUGCAGUAACGUCAUGAGGGAUGCCCUCAACGCGAAGGACGAGGGCUUUCCGGAAACUCUACAGGAUCUCUUCAUCGAACAAAUUGGAUUCUGCGGAAUGGCCGGAUUCCCAGACUUCUACCGGCCGGAGUGGAUCCGGACGAUCCAGUCUUGGGAAAGAGAGGACGGCUGCUUCAGCGACCACAGAGACUGGGACCCUCAGAGAGCGUUUGAAAACCAUUUUCCUUUGCUCAGAAACAAACGAUCUGAGAUUUUUCUAAAAGACGACUGUAGGUUUCACAAGACAAUCCUAGGCGCCAUAACUAUGACUACUGGACUCAAGUUUCUACUCAGUUGAAGAGCGCUAUAGCUUCUCUACAGGCAUCAUGCGCAGCGUGGUUCGUCUAAAUAAAAGGUCACGUUUACCUCUAAAACCCCGA
Ixodes scapularis (black-legged tick) is the source of this 1195-nucleotide messenger RNA. Its product is annotated as UPF0764 protein C16orf89. NCBI's taxonomy places the organism in Eukaryota, Metazoa, Arthropoda, Arachnida, Ixodida, Ixodidae. The record is from RefSeq and is a predicted model, not a curated record. Gene Ontology annotation, cellular component: cytosol; membrane. The transcript has 9 exons. Bases 61 to 1113 code for a protein of 350 amino acids.